Xyrichtys novacula (pearly razorfish) is the source of this 18251-nucleotide messenger RNA. The record is from the annotation of a GenBank genome assembly. Lineage: Eukaryota; Metazoa; Chordata; Actinopteri; Labriformes; Labridae.
AUGCCGAGGUUUAGCGUCAAAUGGAUUGUGGCGGUGCUGUUGAUUGUGGUGGUCGCCGGUGCUUUCUUCUUCUGCGAGUAUCUCAUUUACUUCCCCACCAUCCUUAAGUGCGGCUGGCCGGAGAUCAGCCAUGCGCGGGCCGGCGGAGAGGGCAUCGACGGCCGGUCAGCGGACUCAGCUGUCCGCGCUAUGGUGCUGUCGGACACCCAUCUCCUCGGGGCUGUGGGGGGACACUGGUUCGACAAACUGAGGAGGUAAUGCCUUUAUCCCUUUGUAUUCCCAACCAACCUAUUAUCCCCUCUUUAUCCCCCUUCUGUGCUUUGUUAUUUGUAAACAAAAACAACCUUUAAUGGUGACUUGUUGUCUCCAAAGGGAAUGGCAGAUGGAGAGAGCUUUCCAAACCGCUCUGUGGCUGCUCAGGCCUGAAAUAGUGUUUAUUCUCGGGGAUAUCUUCGACGAAGGCAAGUGGAGCUCGCAGAAGGUAACGCAGAGCUCCCUGUUUUUCUCCUCAUUGCUUUGUCUGCUUGCAUGUUGAGGAUGAUGAGGAUGGUGGUGAUGAUGCUUGAGAGAGAACAGUAUGUGGAUGCAGAGCAGAGGCCAGCACUCUUUGUCAUCAUCAUCAACAUCAUCAUCAUCAACAUCAUCAUCUUGUACCAUCCAGGCCUGAGAGGCUGCAGGUUUUGUGGAAAACACCAGCAACAACAGCAGCAGCAACAGCAGCAUGUCUUUUGUGUGUCAGACACCCACAGUACAUCCGUCCUUAGGAAGACAAAAAUCCCCUGGGAUUCCUCAUACAUCUAUCCCUGGAUUGUCAUGUGGGAUAAGUCAAACUCGGAUGUAAGACAGAGGAAGUGUUGAGCAUGAGUGCAGCCAGGAGAAAAAAAAAAGCAGCCUCAUUAAAAAAGGAAACAGAGCUUGCAGACUGUAAAAUCUCCACUAAUCUACUACAUUCCCCCGUCAGCGUCCUUGUUCAUUUUCACACUCAGUUGGUAUCUCUCCCGCAAUUUGUAUGCUGUGCACUUAUUGCAAGAAGAGAGGACCCGAAUACCUGAAUGUACAGAAAGAGAAAUACUGGAAGUAGGUCAGCAGACACAGACUGUUUUUAUGAUGGACCAAUCUGUUGAUUAUUUCACAAACUGGGGAUUUUAAGUCAAUGUUGACCUGAUGAAAAUGUGAAAAGGGCUGGUGUUAAGUGGAGGAAAACAGAGAAGACACCUUAGGGUACUUGUUUAGUCAAUGAAAGAGCAGAUAAUUCUGUUUUAAUUGUUGGAUUUUCUGCUGUUUUUUCCUGGUUAAUUGAUUACCCGUGUGGUCCACACAUCAACAUUUUAUAUCACAAGUUACAAAACCCGAAAAAACAUCAAAGUGCUUGAUUUGUAGGGGGCACUUUGUGGAAAUCGAGGCUGUUUACAAUAUCGAUAAUGAUGACGAUACUGGAACAACAAUACCUAUACGAUGUUGAUACCAGUAGCUAUGCCAAACAUUAGCCAAAUGACACAAUACCCUACUGAUACUGAUACCGAUAUUUGUGCAAACACCCGAAUGACACAAUAUGAUACUGAUACUGAUACCAAUAUUAAAACAGUAAUGAUACCUAUCCUGACACAGAUAAUGAUAUGAUAUAGCUCUGAUAGGAUACUGACAUGAUACUGAUAUAGUUUGAAUACCAAUACUGACAUGAUACUGAUGUAGUUUGAAUACUGAUACUAAUAUGAUACUGAUAUAGUUUGAAUACUGAUACUUAUACCGAUAUUGGUAUAAUAUGACACUGAUACUAAUAUGACAUGAAUACUGAUACCAAUACUGAUUGGGUGUCUGAUACAGAGACUGAUAUGACUCUGAUAGGAUGCAGAUAUGACACUAAUAUGAUCUCAAUAUUAAUACGGUAUGGAUUUAAAUGUCGAUAUACGAUACUGAUAAUGAUGCAAUGCAAUACAAUAAAAUACUGUUAUUAUACCAGUACUGAUAUAGUUUAAAUGCUGAUAUGAUUCUGAUAUUGAUACCGAUAUGACACUGAUAUUGAUGCGCUACGAUAUGGUGGGAUACUGAUACUAUAAUGAUUCCCGUACUAAUACAAUGCUGAGACUGAUAUCAGUACCGAUAAGGACACAAUACUAGUAGUGAUACAAAUACCGAUAUUUAUAAUAACAAUUGAGUUGACAGCUUAUUCCAGUACUGGUGUUUUUUCACUCCACCUCUAAAAUCUUUGUGACAGGAUUUGAUGUAUCAAAAUUAUUGGUAGUUGUCUCUCUUCUUAAUGGAGCGUUCACACCUAGAGCUCAUCUGCUUUUUUCUGAUCCAGUCGAGGAAAAAUGACCCAUCAUUUUCUCCUGGGCGGUUUUGUGUUAAAACUGCAAUAGUGUAAAACAAGACAGAACAAAUCACCACAGGCAGCCUUCUUACUCAUGGCGCAGGUAAACAAACACCUACCUGUACUGGUUACAGUGGGCACUAACUAAUUUGAGCCGAGUAACCCUCCAACAAAAUGAGUCAUGGGCUGACUUGAAGCAGAGAGGAGGUCGAUGUCUCACUGACAUUUACGGCUGUAGCUGCCAAAUGUUGGAGUUUCUAUUUGUAGCUUCUCUGCUCUUCUGCAGAUGUUUAAUUGGAUGAUGACGGUGACAAACACAUCGGUUGUAUAACUGCAUCCACCAGAGCUAGUCUUCUGCUUCUAGUCUGAAGAUUCAUGCAGCUAUUUGUAACAGUUGCUGGCUCUUCUUGCAGGUGAACCACUUCAAGGGGGUCAUUGGCAGCGAGCCGAUACACCUCCUCUAGGCAGUAUUGGCUCGCUUAUUUUUUCCUGCACCAGAGUGCAAUCGCUGUGUUCACAGAGGGCCAAAUGACACAAACACAGCUGAGUUAGUGCAUCUCUAAUCAGUUGCCAAAGAUGGAGUUAAGUAGGGAUGCAUGAUAUUGGGGAUAUGCCGAUAUUUGAUAUGCUGAUAUUUUCAAACUCAUUUUGGCUGAUACUGAUUUCCCCUUUUUUGUUGAUAAGCAGGUUUUUCAUAUGAACCUAUACUGAUAAUUAACUUUUAAAGGUAUUAUCUGCAGAGACUGAUAUUAGGCCGAUAACAUGAUGCAUCCUCUAGAGUUGACCCGUGUAAGAAAACAAUAAUCCUAAUCAGUCUUGGUGUGAGAUUACUGUUAAUCGGUGGUGCUGAUAUCGGCUAAUAUCAGUGUUAUAUUCAUUGCUGCACCUCUAUUAGAGAUUGAUAUUCAAAGUCCUUGCUGUCUCUGUGCAAAACAUAGAGACAGACAUUGUGGGUUGUGCAGAAAUGUGAUGAACACAGCAAGAAAAGAGAUCAUAUUCAGAGGAAAUAAAAAAAAAAAAACAUUACUAACAAGAAUAUUAACGCUGAAUUGUAAAUACGGUGCUUUGUAGACUAAUAUCUGUAACUUCUCGACCUGUGCUGAGCUUUGCAGCUGAUUUCAAACUCAAACAUACUCAAUCCAAAUGAAAUGAAGCCCCGUAAGGAAACAAAUCACCACUUUUUAGAAUUUAAAAGCACAAAUAUUUGGAUUUUUUUUGCCUAAUACACUUUAAAAAAAUCAAUUUAUUAGUCAAAUUAAAUGUUAAUUGACAUUGUGAUUCAGCAGUCUCUGUGUAUUCAAAGGAAGAGGAACCAGACUUAAAACUGGGUUGCAGCCAAAUUCUGUUUCUUUCCAAUCAGCCAUCUGAUCUUUAAACGGAGGGAAACAGCGAGAAAUAUUCAUCAUUAUUUUUAAAAGCCCAGAGAGACGACUUCACAUCGGCUGUUUUGUCCUUUCAGCCGUCCACAAACAUAAAAAGAAACAAAUCUUCAUAUUCAUGAACCUAAAUCCUGAAAAUGUUUCACGCCUGAUAAAUGACUUCAAAGAGCAAUCAAUGAUAAAAAGUGUUCAACACUAAUCUUCAGUCAAUGGACUAAUUGUUUGCAGGCUAAUUAGAAUUAGCAUCAGGGAGUUGUUUGCAGACACACCAGCAUGAGGACUGUCACGUAAACCCACAACACCGGUGUAAUUAGAGGUCUCCUGUGAGCUGCUUCAGUCCUGCAGGUGCAACACUAAAACUGGAGUCUGAAUCAAAGCGGGCCGCCGUAGCCGCCCAUGGGGGCUGCUGGGUGACCCUCAGAGAUCCCAUAAGCUGUCUUAGUGAAGGCCUGUACUGAAACCUGCCUCAGCUGUGUUUGUGUCCUCCUCUCUCCCUCUCUCUCUUCCUCUCUCUCUCUUUCUGCAGCACUGGGAGGACGACGUGCGCCGCUUCCACAGGAUGUUCAGACACUCCACUGACACAGAACUGGUUGUACUGGUUGGGAAUCACGACAUCGGUUUCCAUUAUGAGUAAGAGGACUUUUUAAAGGCUCAUUGUUUUCAUUGUUCAGCCUUCAGUUUCACUAAUAAUGACAGCGGGGGACGGUCUUUUAGGAGAGUUUCAAGUCACAACACAUUAGUGUUCAUCUACUGCUGAAAGUAGUUCCCAGUUAGAGUAUUAUUUUUCUUAUUUUAAAGCUCCUCUGAGGAAUUUUUUUGCUUUUUGUGAAUUUGGCGCCCCCUGUAGACAAAGCAGUCCUGAUUUAUCUUGUGGUCUGUGUGCUUCAGAUCUGAUUCUGCAGACUUUUAACAGACGAAUUUAUCUGUAAAGGCGAUCUGAGAAGCAUUUGAAAAAACGGAGUCGUUCAGGCAGAUUUGAAAAAAGCGUCCCACCCCCCACACACAAACCUUUCCCCUCUGUGCUCAACGAUAUCUCCCCCCCCCCCCGAACCUGUAUCGCCCUCCCCACGACACCCCCCCUCUGGCAGAAGAUCCUACGCUAGCUUCAAAUAGGAUUCACCAUGUCGGAUUGCUAGUGACUAACGGCAGUAAACGCCAGCUCUGCUAGCGAGCAUCGUCUGCAGCUACCUGGACAGCUACCAUGUUGACAUUGCGGAGAUUAAUAAGAGUUAUUUAUGUUUGUUCCAGUUAGAUUCCUCACUUGGUCACAUUUCCUCUUCAUCUCUGCCCUGUCUUCUGUCUACUUGCAUUUUCUUAGCACUUUUGGCGGUGGGGCAAGCAGAAGUGGUUUUUUUUUGCGUCCUUCUCCAUCACAGCUCCUGUAGCUAAGCUGCUACGCUACUUUUAGCCGCUCAGAGCUCCGAGGAGGGCAGGGAGAGUGAGAGGGGACGAGUCGGAAUUACGGGAGAGGGGUGUGUCGAAUACAGCGAGGUGAUUGGAUGGAGUGGCGGAGCAGGAGAUUGACCAAUAGGAGCUGUCCGGGAUGGAUGGCUCCCAUUGGUCAAUGUUUUUGCAGCCCUGCACCUGCUAGGGUGAACGGAUUUUUCCCAUUUUUUUCUCUUCACUUUGUGGAGAUCGCACCAUGAUCGCCAUAGAAACGAGGUUCAUAGUAAUUACCAAUCUCUCCAAUCAUCAACCAUGCCUGUAAAAGGGAUUAUCUUGUGUUUGGCAGACACCUACUCCCUGUUUGGACCAGUUACAGGAACUAAAAAUGAUGGUUUAGAAGUUGUCGGUCUGGUUGCUGAUUCUGGUUUUGUCAGCUUCAAUUUCAGUGUGUUUCAUAAUCGACUGAAAAAUCCUCACAUGAGCUUUAAGUUUUGAAUUUGACAUCAUAUCAUUUAUGACCAAGAUUGAGGGAUUUACCCUUUAGUUAGAGUCACAGGGAUGAUGAGACAAUCACAGUAAAAGACUCCCCCUCGCUGUCUUAAUUUACGCUUUAUUGAGUCACUCAACAUUUCAGUCUGACACGAGUGGCAGCUUCCGGUCUUGAGAAAUGACACUUGCAGUUCCUCGAGUGUCUACUUAAGUCUGGCUGUAGAAACCUGACAACCUCAGCGUGGGUCUUCAAACAUGAAUUUGCAUCAAGAUUUCCAUCUAUGUAAAGUGUGACGUCUCUGUGACACGUUCAGGUGCACACAACACUUUCUGAACACGUUUGGUUGAAGAGUUUCUAAAUACAUAACACACAGAGGUCGUAUCCUGAGAGGACCUGAGGAUCCGUUUACCUUCUACUAUCACAUUACAGGUGCAAAUCCACAUGAUGCGCACCCCGGUCCUCGGUCUUACAUCCACACACAGACAGCCUCAUAAAGAGGAGCGAGUUCAAGGAUAAGUUUUGCUGGAUGAGACUAAUGUGUGACAGUGAAAAAAAGGAGGUUUGAUGAGUUCAGUGAUGCCUCCACAACUUUCAACAAAACCAGUUUAUGAGUCAUAAAAAGGAUGUGUAAAAACGGCGAGUGUGUGAGGGUGUGUGUGAGUACUUCUGUCUGCCACAUUUCCCUUUUUCCCCAGUUGGCAUGAACGCUUAGUCAGUCGAUUUUUGGCACAGAACGUCCUCCGAAAAAAGCUCGUCUGAGAGUUUUAUGUGUGAGUGAAGCACCUUUUUGAUGUGGCAUUAGCAUGCCAAGAUUUCGUCAAAUAGCGAAAAAACUCUCACCUAAAAUAAACACACACUUUCCCACACAGCGCCGGUGUCUGGACCAAAUUUCAACCUUCUGUAGGUUAGAAAUGUGUGCGCCAAAGAGGAACUUAUUUUAGGAUAGAUAGAGUAUUGUGCCCAGAGUUGUUGCGCCCUGUGCCAAGGCUGUCUUAAAGGGCCCUUCCACUUCCACUGAUGGACGUUUAUUAUCUUAUCUUUGCGGCCCUGAGUACUCAGAGCCCUUUUCCAGCAGUUUGACGCCCUUGAUCGGGUCAUUUUCACUGCAAAUCCACUUAAGAGUCUUUUGGCUGAUUUCUGAAAACCUUGUGCCGUCAAGUUUUCCAGUUUCAGCUGUAAGAGGCCAGAAGGAGCCACGACAAGUGUUUCUUUUUGUUCACUUUCGUAAGUUCCUGAAAUCUUAAAUUUUUAGCAUUUCCUCAAAAAAAGCGAGGAGAAUGAUUGAUCUUUGGGUGUCCAUAUUGGCGCCCUGCAACAGUGUUCACAUUUGGGCACUACUUAAGUCCUUAGCCUUUCAUCGUACAUCCCAACAACAGGACAUCCUGAGCUCCGUUUGAGGGCAGCAUCUGUUUGGUGACAAAAUCAGUGCCAAAGGUUCGGAAAGUCAAACUGAUAUUUGAUUAGUUAUGUCGGAGAGAAAGAGAGAGAGAAACAAGAACAAAACCAGACCAUGAGAUGUGAGUUUGAGUCUUGGCUGCGUGUUCUCCCUCACUCUCUACUCCUGGUACUCUCUGUCGUCCUUCAGCUUUGACGCCCCUUAUUGGGAUAUUUUCUCUGCAAAUCCAUUCAGAGUCUUUCAGCUGAUUUCUGAAAACCGUGCGCCAUCUUUGCCGCUGUUGCACUCGCAGCUGGGUUCGCUUUUUGGUUCUUCCAAACGAGGUCGUGUUGACUGUUUUAGGUAGAACUUUGCAGGUUAUAAGUUUUCCAGUUUCAGCUCUUUGAGGCCAGAAGGAGACACGACAAACCAAAUUAUUGCCUUACUCCAGACCAGACAACUGAAGUGCAUCUAAACACCUUAGUCUGACUAUAAUCGGAUUUUGAGAACUCCGAUCAAGACACCCAGAUAAUGCGAUUGGAAAUCAAUUUUCUCUACCAUGUAACCAGCGCAGUCGGAGUAUGAUCGGACAAUGCAUGUGCACAAACAGAAACACCAGAGAAGAGGAGUAGCGUCCACCUCAUCUGCAGAAAAAGCAGCGAGUACAUCAUGUACGACAAAAACAAUGCUGUACAAUGCUCCAUCUUCUUGCUCGAAAAUGCCCAGCAGCAAUUUUAGUCACUUCUGACGUCUGACACGGACCUGCUGUUGUUGUUGACCGCUGAAUAAGGUCAACCGGAAAAAGCGCCGCUGAAAAAAAGACCCAUAUCACUCCCUAGUUUUGGGGAGGAGAACACGUUCACGUCAAUAAUUCGAUUUUCUCAGCUGCAUGUAUACGUGGACAAGGAGAUUCCAAAAACAGAAUUAUGAACUUAGUCCGAAUAAGCUGUCUAUGUUCACAUUCAGUUACAGCUUUAGUCCCUAGCCUUUCAUCGUACGUCCCAACUACAUGACAUCCCAAGCUCCAUUUGAGGGCAGCAUCUUUUUUUGACAACAAGCCAAAAUCCAUGCCAAAAGUUCGGAAAGUCAAGCUGACUGGUUAUGUCGGCGAGAGAGAGAGAAACAAGAACAAAACAACACAUGAAAGAAACACAAAAACAGGACCAGACCAUGAGAUGCGAGUUUGAGUCUCCUCUGUGUGUUCUCCCUCACUCUCUCCUCCCUGUACUCUCUGUCGUCCUUCAGCUCCUCUGCCAAUAAAAGACAAAAAACUUCAGUUUAACUCUCAAGUCCAUUUUUACUAGACAAGGUCAGCAAAACAGGCUCCGUCCAACUGUCUUUUAGGACGACUUUUUCUCCGUUUCAGAGGAUCUCGCUGCUGGAACAGUUUACCGCACACAGGAUUCGACUCAUUACCAAGUUGUGUUACUCAAUUCAGUGCAGGGACAAUUUAAAAGAACAGUUUGUGCAUUUUUUCAUAUGCAAAUGCAUUUUCUCUGAACAGAUAAUCAGGUACAGGCAGAUGUAGAAGCAUGCAUCAGUACAGACCGGCUCAUAAGUGGGCUCAUAAGGUCAUUCAUUCCAGAUAUGAAGUAAAAUAAAGCAGAGAUAGAGCGAAAUCUUUGAAAGGAUCACAGGAUUAUUUUUGUUGUCUAUCUGGAUGAGAGUGAAGCUCAAAACUUAAUUCUGAAGGUCGAGUGAGAAAAGCAAGUUGUUAAAAGCAGCAAAUGAAGGAGAGAAAAAAAAAUCCUCAAAGUUGUAGAAUGUGAAGCCUCAUGCUGGAGAAAGUACCUGUUUUCAAGUGUUCAGAUUUAAAUGUGGUCUUGCUCCAGCUUCAUGAUGGUUUUCCGAGCCUGUAUUCAUGUGGCGUUGUUAAAUUGGAUUGCAUUUUGUUGCAGAGAUGUUGCAUUGGUUUUGUGCGUAACCCCCUGUCUUUGUCGGGAACUCUUCUUGUUAAUUUCUCAGGGGGGGAGAGGCACUGAAAGCAAAUACAGCGAGAUGCAUAAAAUCCUCCUCCAGUUUUUCGUAUUUGAUGUCUGUGAUUCAGAAACCCGGGAUUAUGUCGACACACAGCCGCUGCCCGCGUGUGCUUUUAUUUAUUUGACUGGAGCAGCAGGGAGGGAGACGGCUCGCGGCGCUUAUGUAACAUCGUGUGACAGACAGACAUGACAGAGCGGAGCAGCAGGUUCUGGGCCUCAGCGUGUGAUGAGUAUGUUGUGUCUCCCCGCAGGAUGGACUGGUUCAAGUUGCAGCGCUUCGAGAAGGUCUUCAACGCCUCCUCCACCAGGAUCGUCACCAAAAAGGGAGUCAAGUAAGUGUCAGCCGGGAUGUGGAGCACACGGGGGUGACCUGUGACACCGCUGCGGGGAUGUGACUCAGCGGGCGGGAAGGUCACGGGUUUAAUCCCCCUGAGUCAGUCUGAGCCAAAAAAGGGGUUUUAUACCAGGCAGCAGACAGGGAGACCUGAAACAGCUCCAAGGAGUUCAAAUCCCAGCUGAAGGGCGCAGAUGACACAUUACAUCCCUGUUUUUACACCGAGCACCUCUGAAAAGAAUGAAUUAAACAUCAAAAACAAGCACAAGUACUAUUCUUUCUUAAGUAGAAAUGAUAAAACUGUCGACUUAAACAUUCAGAGUUUCACAUUUAUCAGUUCUGGCGCUGUGAUCUGACCUUUUUGCCUCUUUUACAAACUCCAGACAUGAAUUUCAUCAUGAAACGUCUCUAUAUUGUGUGAUGGUGUAAUAAUUUGUUGUUUAGCGGGUUAUGCAAGAGUGCCUCAGUUUGUAAGGGUCACUGGUUCAAAUCUGGAAAUUCAGUCAGAGGAUGGAAAAAUACCAGUUUAAUUCCACGUGCAGACCCCCUGUCUAAAGAUUGAAUUUACCUUCAGGAAUGAAUGAAGUGAAACAUUUAACAACAAAAUUAGAAUAAUAUCAACCAAUUUAAACUAAUCGUUUCACCUGUUUUUUGAAGAAGUAGAUUUAAGGCCUAAAAUAGAAAUAAAAAACUCCAUCAAAGACACUGAGCUGUCUGCUGAUAAGAAACAGUAAUGACUCAUAUAUCAGAAAAUUUAACGACCUGGAAAAACUGAAUGAAAGUAUAAAAAUACAAAAUUGAAAUCAAGCUGCACAUAAUGAUUUAAAUGUCAUGAAGAGACAUUUUUAAAACCUCCUCUGUCAUCUAAAGUUUGAAAUAAAUCACAUACACCAGUUCGACUGAUAUUGUGCUUCGAUUAAAAAAAAAGGCUGUUUUUGUACUUAUAUAAAAAAAUUUACUUCCCUCCUUCAUUAGGUUAAAAUUAAUCAAUUAAAGAAAACAGUCGUUAACUGUUUAGUUUAUAAACGUUUAUAAGGAGCUUGUUUGACUGGAAAGACUCCUCACUUUAAAGCUCCUCUAAGGAGUUUUUUUUAACAUUUAUGAAAUAGAAGUUGUGUGGAGUACAGUCCUGUAAUGAGCUUAUAUUAGGGUGACCAUAUUCUGAAUCCCCAAAAAGAGGACACGAAUAUGCAGGGUGGAGUCACGGAGUUGCACAUAGUAAAUUUUAGGAGUUUUUGGGUUGGGUUUGAGUGUGUUUUACGCACUUUUAACUCAGUAAGUCCACGUGACACAAACUCAAAACUUCCAUACAAAACCCUGAACAUUUGAAGGAUUUUAUAAACUCCCCUGGACAAGGCUGGACAUCCCCCAAAAAGAGGACAUGUCCUAGUAAAAGAGGACGUAUAGUCAUCCUAUGCAAAUGGAAACUUAGCAGACGUAACAUUUUCAGUAGUGUGAUUGUAUUACGUUUUUCCCUUUGGUGGUUUAAAGCUCUAACAAGAAUUGGUGAAGAAAGAAAGAAAGAUUGGUGCCUGAUAGUCACAAUGGGUGACACAUUUGACGGAUGAAAUUUCCUUAAGUAAAAUACCAUCAUUAGUUAUGUGAUAAGAAGUAUAUUUUUAACCACAGGGGGCGCCACAAUCAACACAAAGCAAAAGUUACUUACAGUAGCUUUAAAGGCUACUUAAAACAAAAAAAAAAUCACAUCUAGAUCAGUGAUAUUUGUUUGCAAAAAAGGGCGUAAAUUUGCAAAAGAAAGGAGUUUUUAAAAAGUGACUUCAUCCACUGUUUUACGAUGUUACCUCUCAGGUGGGCGUGACCUCAUAAAGCCGUUAUCACGUCCAAUCAGAGGCUCAGCAGCUAAUUUUAAACACUUUUCAAACAUACGAGGCUUAGCUUGAAGGAUUUCUUCAAAGGUCGGCCAAAUUCCCUCAUGUGACCUCUGCAGCCGUCUCUGCGGCUCUCCCGUGUUUCAUGCCAGACUUACUAAGACUUCCUCCGCCCUCUCCUCAGUUUUCUGCUGGUGAACAGCGUGGCCCUGCACGGUGACGGCUGUCCCAUCUGCCAGUCCGUGGAGAAGGAGCUGAUCAAACUCUCCAGAGACCUCAACUGUUCCCUUCAGGUGGGAGGAACGUUUCCUGGAAGUCUGAAGCACGCCCUCACACACUCUUACACACACUCUCACACACACUCUCUGCGAUCAUGAAGUGUAAAAGACUCGAGCUAAGUGAGGAAGAAGGAGGAUAAAACGAGCUUAAAUCUGAAGCUCAGUCUCAUCUGGAGCAGAUGUUUAGCUGCCUUUUUUUUAAUGCUCAGUGUUUGUGAAGCACAUUCAAAGUUCUGGCUGUUUGCUUCUCUUCCUUCCUGUACGCAGCAGCAGCAGCAUCUUGAAACAGACGGAUUGGAGAGAUAUGAAAUGAAAAAUGUUGGCUGAUGUUGGAGGACACGCUGAGAGCUGGCAGACAAGGCAGCUGAUGAAUUCUUUAUGCCUCUUUUUUUUGUAAAUUUUUCCAGCAGAACUCGCAGACGGGCAGCGGAGUGAUGGACAGCUGUGAGGGCUCUCAGCUCUACCCUCCGACGCCCCCCAUCAUGCUGCAGGUAAACUCGAGCUGUGCUCCGUGUGCGCUGUCUAAAAACUGGCAGGGAUCCACUUUCUCUGCAUCCAAAGCUCUGAUCCAAACACUCAGCAGGGAAAGACCAACACUAAAAACAAUUAGCCAACUUAAAUAUACACUCAGAUACACUUCAGCUCAUUUUACAGCCAAAGAUAUUCAGUCAGUGAAUUUUUUCCCCUCCUGUCCCCUCAGGCCUCUGAGUGUCUCCUUCCUCGCUCAUGCUGCAAAAAUAUAUUUAACUCACAGGAAAAGUUGCACAAAUGAAGUGGAUGUCCUCCAAAAAAAGCUCCUUUUUUCGCUGAUGAGUGCAUUUUUGUGUAGCAGCUCUUUUCCUGCAGUGAAAUAAACUGAAUGAAGAACAAGCCCAGAUGAAGGAGAGAAAGCAUCAACUCUUAUUACUGAUCAUUAGAAAAUAAGUCAUGAUAAUAUUUAAACUGUAGUUUAGACUUUUUAUCUCAUAAUACCAGCUGUUACUGUCCAAACAUUUAUUUUUUUAUUACACAUUUCUGUCCGUGUUUCAUUUUUCAUCUUAUUGUUUUGGCUUCUAAUCUCAUUAUUAUGACUUAAUCUUGUAAAACCUACUCCUUUUCUCUGAAUAAUAACUUUCAAACGCAUAAUUUUUAAAUUUUUUACGAUAUAUUUUUUAAUUCAAUUGUUUAAAAGUUUAAUCUAAUUAUUUUUUCUCAUUAUAAAUCAGCAGUAUCUUUUUAUAAUGAUGUACAUUGCCACAGUUUUAUUUUACAGUCUGAAUGUUGGUCUAAUAUUUUGAUUUAAUACAAGAUUAUUUGACUUUUUUAUUUGUCUAAAUUUGGACUUUUAUCUCACAGUUUUGACUUCCUCAGUUUUUCAAAUUUCUGUCUCAUAAGUUCAACUGAAAUCUUCCUUUUUUUUCUUUUAAUCCCAUUCAACAUUUCAUCUUAGAAUUCUGAAUUUUUCUACAGUAAUUUUGACUUAAUAUCUGAAAAAUUCAUCUUUCUCCUCCAUUAUUUUACUUUAUCUCAUAAUUUUUUAUUUCCCUGAGGGAACCUUCCCAAAAGGAUCAAUAAAGUUCCAUCCAAUUUAAUCUAAUUUUGACUUUUUAUGACAUAAUUUUUACAUUUUUCGUGUUAUUACGUAUUUUACUUCUUUAAAAAAAUCAAUAAGUUCUUUUUUUAUUCCGUUUGUCUGAAAUUGCAGUAGUAGGUUUCCAUAAUUUAGUUCAGGGUCCGUGUUAUUGAGGUUUUUUGACCUGUGAUUGUUUACGAACACUUACUGUGAAGUCCAAGAACUGAAACCACUCUGUAAGUUAUUUUAUAAUUUAAAUAUUUCUUCAGUAAAAGUUUCAAGCGUAACCAAAACAAAAAAUACUGAAGUAAAAAAGAAGUUCAUAUAAUACUCCGCUGAAACUUCAGCCUUCGUCUUUAUUAAGUUUAGUUAAUAAUCAAUCAGACUUUAUUUGUGAGACACUUUUUUUACGACAAUAAUGUAACAACCCCCCAAAAAACUAAUAAAAGAGUCAUGUAGUUAAAGAAGUAUGGUGAUAAAAUAUUAAAAGUAUAAUGUAAUGAGGAUUAUUAAAAAAAAGAAAUAAAGGAAAAUGAUAAAAAGGCCAAUUAAUGAGAUUUAUGAUGUGAAAUAUCCAAACAGUAAACGUUAAAUAAAUAAAUAAACAAAGAGACUAUUAUAACUUAAAAAAAAACAGGUUAAAAGCUUUUAAGGUUUGUGUGUUUUAUUGUUUAUAUCAAUCAGGAUCCACAUUCAUCUCUUUAAAAGCAGCAGCUGCUCUUCCAAACACAAAAACAUCUAUAAUAUUUAAAGUCUGCAGGAAAACAGGAACAUUGAUUUAACAGUAUUAACAAUCAUAAUGGUAAGAACGAUAAUAGAGGUAAAGGAUCUGGUCUGAGCCUGUAGGAGUCAGGGAUCUGGUAUUAAAUGAAAAUGUAGUCACACAUUAAUUCUAUUCAGAGAGAAUUUAACAUUUGAUAACCUACUAUUAAAGUGAUUUAAAGAAACAAUAUGAUUUUGAUCAAGUCGUCUGUUUGAUUGAUAUCAGUCUCAUAAUUAUCCACUUCUGGGCUCUUCAGCUUGAAUCGUUGCAGCAGCUUUAGUUAUUUUUAUGUCAUCGUGAAUCACAUUUGGAGUUUUAAAAAAAUCCUCUCCUCACUUCCUCACUUUAUCACAUCUGAGUUAUAUCGCUCAGACGGGUCAGUCCUCCCCGAGGCUCGGGAACUUCCACGCAGUGACAAAAGUGGCCCCAGCCUGAAUCAUCAAUCUUACACGUUACUAAAAAUAUGCUGUAAAAACGGAGCUAUAGGAACCCCUAAAUGAGUUUUUCGAACAGUGCAGCUUAAAUGAAGAGCCGGAGCGAGCUGACACCGAGUGUACGUGAGACUGUCAGACAGACGGAGUGGAAUAAGAGGAUUUCUAUAAUCUUAAAGCGACUAAACGGGGGGAAAAAAAAGGAAAAUGAGCGGGGUUUCAGAACAUUUUAGUGACUCAUAUAGCAGCUGGAUUAUUCCUCUUUUGUUAGUGUUUCAUGUAUAUUUUGUUCACGAAUGGACACAUGGGCAGGCUUUUGUCUUGGGUGCUUGGUCUGAGAGUUAAAGUUGAAGACUCAUGUAGCAAAAUCCAACAAUUAGGCACUGGGGAAAAACAACAAGGAAACUAGGGAUUCACACAUCGACUAUGACCAACACACACACACAGACAAACAGACGUACAAUGAACCAACAGGAACAGGGAGUGGCAGGGACUAUAUAUACACGGGGAAACGAGCAACGAGAGGCAGGUGAGACGCAGAGACACAGGUGCAGACGAUCACAGAGAAGGGAAAACUGAGGAAGUAAAACAACACAAGGAUGGACUACUACAAAAUAAAACAGUAAACACUGAAAACUGAUCUAAAGAAUAAAACACAGAGAACAUGAGGGAUACGGGGUCAGACACAAACUGAAAACUCAAAAAACAGGAUCACAGUGAACAGAAACAUGAGGAAAAACAUAGAAAAUGCACUUAAAGGGAUAUUUCGGCGUAAAAUCAAGUUAGGGUCAAACUCACCGUAACACAGAGUAAGACAUCCCGUCAUGGAAGAGCAUUUAUGAUCAUAACUUUAUCAUUUCCUUGAAGUAAUAAUUACCAUAUUAUCAUGUUGCACUGCAGAUGCGGGUGUUCUUCGGUCUGACUGCAUUUCCAUGAAGAAAUUAUGAUAAAUGUUCUUCCUUGAGCUGCGAAACCCCACUGAAGUCCGUAAUGGACUAGUCUAGGGGUGGGCAAUAAUUUUAUAGAAACCUCAACUGUGUUGGAGGGCCGAACCAACAAUAACCUACAGAAAAGCAGGCCCAAAUAAGCAACUACUUGUUAAAAACAAGCCCAAAAAAAAGCGCACCUGUGACUCACAAGUUUUACAAGCACCUUCUGAGAGAAACAAGCCUGAAGUCUUUUAUAAUAAGCAGACUGAGCAACUACAAGGCGUCUACGUAUACAACAACAGCUGGGUUUUCAAAAUAAAAGCAACACACUUUUAUAGCAUGUUGAUGAUUUGAUUGACGGACCUCACGAAGGGCCGGGCAGGGACAUCCAAGGGGCCGGAUGUGGCUCUCGGAUGUCCCAGCCCGGGACCGGAGUAGUCUGAAGUCUUGCUACAAACAAGCGGCUGCUGGAAGAGAGUAGGUGAGUUGUGUUUGGUCUCUUUGCUAAAGAAAUUCGGCAAAGUUAAAAAGAUGUUUGGUGGCUAGUACUGCGGCUGGGACCCUAUAUGAACUGUUAAUGAAGUUAGGUGCUGUUCUGAGCAUUAUUUGUGGCUAUAGAGUGGCGUUUUGGUUGAGCGCGUGGCUCUGUGUAUUGCUAUCGUGCAGUCAUUACUAAAGUUGGUAUAACUAGAGAAGCAAGCGGUCGGCAACAUUUAUCUCUCGACGGGGUGUCUAACUCAACGUGUUUGACCCUAACUUAAUUUUACGACGGAAUAUCCCUUUAAAUCAGUGAGGUGACAGAAAAACUAUCUUCUAUAAGCCGUCAAACUUUGGUGUCUCUCUCUCUCUGUGUCCUGCAGCACUACCCCCUGUACAGGGUGAGCGACGCCAGCUGCACCGGUCAGGACGCCGCACCGCCUGAAGAGCGACACCUGCUGUUCAGAGAGAAGUAUGACGUGUUGUCAAAGGAGGCCUCACAGAGGGUGAGCAACACUCUGCAGUCUCAUCACACCGCCUCGCCUUUCUUUUUUUUUACUCCACUCCCAGAGCUUCUGAAGCGGUUUAAUCCAGUUAAAAUACAGUACAGCCGUCUGCUGCUGUCCUGAAUGGAAACAGCAGAUCAUGAGGAAGAAGAUGAUGAUGAUGACGAUGAUGAAACUGAUGAUGUAAGUGAGCAGCAACCGCUCUCUGAGGCCACUGUCGGUUUUCUUUCCUCCUCAGCUGCUGCAGUGGUUUAACCCCCGCCUCAUCUUGAGCGGACACACCCACAGCGGAUGUGAGGUUCUCCAUGACAACAAGUUCCCAGAAGUCAGCGUGCCGUCCUUCAGCUGGAGGAACAGGAACAACCCUAGCUUCAUCCUGGUGAGUGAACAAAAAAAAAAACACCCAUCAGAGAGAGUCUGAUUGAACCAGGACUGAGAAAAGUCAAAGUAACGACCUGCACAGGUGAGUUUAGAGGCCGGCGCUGACAUAUUAGACUUAAUAUCACGGUUAUAAGGGUUAUUUUCACAGCACAUAGAGAGAUGUUGAUGUUGUUGGACACUCAGGCUGUGGUUACAUGGCCUAGAAACCUAAAGGUCACCAGGUUCAAGUUCCAGUGGUGAGGAAAAUCUAGUUGAAGAAGUGCGACUGAGCAAGGUAGUGAACCCACACUGAUUUACUAUACAUUAAAAAGAGAUUUGAAUCCAGACUAAUUAAGGGUUUCUAAUUGAUAAAUAGUUCUGGUAUUGACUAGAAAAGGUGACAACUUUUAAUGGCUUAAAGGGAUAUUCCGUCGUAAAAUUAAUUUAGGGUCACACACACUGUAACACCGAGUUAGACACCCCCUCGAGAGAUGAAUGUUGCCAACUGCUUGCUUCUCUAGUUAUACCAACUUUAGUAACGACUGCACGAUAGCAAUACACAGCGGUCUGAGGAGCCAUAAACAAACCUACACUAAAACGCCACAAAUAAUGCUCAGAACAGCACCUAACUUCAUCAACAGUACAUAUAGGGUCCUAGCCACAGCACUAGCCACCAAACAUCUUUUUAACUUUGCCUGAUUUCUUCACCAAAGAGACUAAACACAACUCACCUACUCUCCUCCAGCAGCCGCUUGUUUGUAGUGAGACCUCAGGCCAGUCCAUUACGGAAUAAAGCGGGGUGACGCAGCUCAAGGAAGAACAUUAAUGAUCAUUAAUUGAUCAUUUCCUUUAAGUAACAAUCAUCACAUUAAUCAUUUUGUACUGCAGACUCGGUAGUUCUUCUGCCUUAGCGUCUCGGUCUGAUUGCAUUUCCAUGAAGAAAUGAUCAUAAAUGUUCUUCCUUGAGCUGCUUCACCCCGCUUUAUUCCAUAAUGGACUGGCCUGAGGUCUAGCUACAAACAAGCGGCUGCUGGAAGAAAGUAGGUGAGUUGUGUUUAGUCUCUUUGCUAAAGGAAUUAGUCAAAGCUAGAAAGAUGUCUGGUGGCAAGUACUAUGGUUGGGACCCUAUAUGUACUGUUGAUGAAGUUAGGUGCUGCUCUGAGCAUUAUUUGUGGCUAUAGAGUGGCGUUUUGGUUGAGGUUUGUUUAUGGCUCCCCAGACUGUUGUGUAUUGCUAUCUUGUGGUUGUUACUAAAGUUGGUAUAGCUAGAGAAGCAAGUGGUCUGCAACAUUCAUCCCUCAAGGGGGUGUCUAACUCGGUGUAACGGUGUGUUUGACCCUUAAUUAAGUUUACGCCGGAAUAUCCCUUUAAUCGACUAAACAGAGACUCAGGGUGUCUAACGGUGUGCGGCUCCCUCACUGGCAUUUCUCUGUCAGUGUGUGUAGGCUGCAGAGGAUCCUGACUGUGUGUAUCUUGUUCCUCUCAGGAAACAGUGGGCAGUCAGCUAUACAGUAGUUUCACAUUUUUAACAUUUGGAGGCCCUCUAGUGGCUGAAAGUGUGCACUGCAGGCGGCAAAAACACAAAAUUCAAAAUGAAAAGAAGAAAUAAGUAAAAGAAAAUAGAAAAUUAAAGUAAAAUUGUCUCUUUUUGACUCACCACAUUCUCCUUCACUCUCUCUUUCUCAGGCGGCAGUGUCCCCCGACAGUUACUCCCUGUCCAAAUGUUUCCUGCCCGAGGAGAGCACGGUGAUCGGAGUGUACUGCUCGGCCGGCGCCUGCAUGCUGCUGCUCUUCCUCGCUCACUGUAUGUGGAUGAAAGGCCUGCUGCAGUGCCUCAGCCUCUGCCUGCUGGGCAAACACAAAUCCCUGUGA